CUGUUUAUUGUACACGUAGAAACCAUUUCCGAACAGAAUGUGGCAGCAUAUGCUUAUUUGGUUUCUGUAGUUGACUCUUUUCACCUGUAGGUUAUUUUUUGCACGAUAUUAUUGUCAAAUGUAUUUGAAGCCUAUCAUCUCGUUCUGAAAUACAUCCUCUACAGGACUUUUGUUAUGAAAGGGGGAUUUUUAUGUCUUUCCUCCAUUCGUUGACGUCACGCUCGUGAAAUUGACAGGCCACCUGGGGAAGAGUCGUGAUUUAAAGAGAUACGUCCGUCGCAUAAACUGGAGGUUGUGUUACCGCACAUGGCACAAAGAUUCACUGUCAAUACAUUCGGUUCCAGUUCCAGGUCCAUCGGUGGCGCGGACAACAUCUGCAAGAUAUUACGGGGGACGAGGGGUGAGACCACAAGAGAUCAAGCCCGAUGGGAUGGUGCUCACGUCAACAGAGCAGAGAGUAGAUGAUGUGAGACUGAUUCGAGAGCAGCACCCCAACAAGAUCCCAGUCAUCAUCGAGAGAUACAAGGGAGAGAAACAGCUGCCCAUCCUGGAUAAAACCAAGUUCCUGGUUCCUGACCAUGUCAAUAUGAGUGAGCUGAUCAAAAUCAUCAGGAGGCGCCUCCAGCUGAACUCCAACCAGGCCUUCUUCCUGCUGGUGAAUGGCCACAGCAUGGUCUCCGUGUCGGCAGCCAUCGCUGAGGUGUACGAUCGCGAGAAGGACGACGAUGGCUUCCUCUACAUGGUGUACGCCUCGCAGGAGACCUUUGGAACCAUAACCCCCCAGUAACAGCCUCCCACCUCCACACCAUAGCUCGGACAAUGAUAUCUCCUCCUCCCUCCUUGAUCCUUCGUUCCUAAAUACAGACCGAUCCCCCUUGCCUUCCCUCGAACCCUUGCUUAAAACCUUAGCCAAACAAUGGGAACCAGACUGACCUCUUCUCCCAUGCCCUUAAGGGCCCCUUAUAGAUAUUAAAAGCCAUGUCCUGCACCUUCUCAUACUCAUACUGCCCACUACCCAUUACUCAAAACCUCUCCCUGUACAUCCAUUACUCAACAUCUCUCCCCGUUCAUCCAUUACUCAAAACCUCUCCCCGUUCAUCCAUUACUCAACACCUCUCCCUGUUCAUCCAGCCAUGUGUUUAGGAAAAGAGAUUCAAUAGUUAUCUUUGGGUUGUUUGGUGUAUAAAAUGGAUUAGUAUAGCAGAGAUGAUUGCCAGUUCAGGUUGAGUUCGACUCAAACAAUUUACAGCUUAAAUCCCUGCUUGAGUCCAUCAUGGUUGAAUUCAGUUAUACAGAAAUCUCCAUAUUUUAUUUUCCACUUGUUGUGUUUGCUAAACUUGGAUGUAUUUUGGAUGAAGCUUCAAUCACAACAGCUGUUGAGGAAUUUUCUAACAGUUUAGUUAAAGCGUUGAAUCCAGUUUGACAGACGUGGAAGUAGUUUGUCCCAUAAGAACAUGUUUCAUCAAGUCUCCUAUAAUUGGUGAUUCAGGCCAAUAGUCUCAACUGCUGUGACAAAAUGAGUGGUUCUUUUUUCUUUAGUCUUUCCUUUAGCAACUUGGUUGAAUAUUCUAGGCCAACUAUAGGCUUCAUUGUAUUAACACAAGUUUUUAAGGCUAACAUGUUAAUGUGCGUUCAGUUUAGCAGUUCCCCUCCCCUUGUGUUGUUCUGUUGAGCUACUUGAUAAGGGUUGUGGGUUCAGAUAUGAAUUUACUUUGCACCUUUCAAAAAAUUCAAUAAAAAUGAAGGUCCUUUCAAAAAAUUCAAUAAAAAUGAAGGUCCUUUCAAAAAAUUCAAUAAAAAUGAAGGUCCUUUCAAAAAAAAAAAAAUCUUCCCGCCCUUUGUUGUAAACGUCUCCACGUAGAAGAGAUGUUAGGGACUCCUGGUUAAAAAGGAAAGAAAUGCUACCGAAAACCUGCUAUGAUGAUUGUUAUAAGAAAUUUGCCUCCAUGUACAGCAUGAUGAUCGACUUGCACGUGUGUGAAAGGGUCACUGAUGUGGGAUAAUGCUGAUGUCAGAAGUAGUAGGGUGUGGGGUUGGUGGCUGUUUUGGACUGGGCGGGCAUCACGGCCGGGUCUGUCCACCAACCAACUGUCCAUCCGUCCCCCUCCUCGACCUGCCCUAGGGCUCUGAACAGUACUCAUCCCAGGGUGGCAUCACGCUUUUAGAAUAUUCAAUUUGUUUAAUAGAGGGUUAUUUAUGCCUUUUAUAAUGUGUGCUGACUGUUGUGCUUUUCCUUCUCGCGGUCCUCUCAACUGUUGGAACUGUUUAAAUGUUAGAUGCCUUUUUAAUCUUCAUUUUUGGCAGAUAAUCUUUGUUUUUGUUUAAUGUGAUGUUACUUCCUUGUACAAAUGUCCAUAUGCUAUAUAUGUGUGUGUAAUGAAUACGAAUGAUUCUAUGAUCAGUUUGAUUGAGGGUUUAAUAACAGAGGAAUGAUACAGUUUUAUCAGCCCAAUGUUCCUCUGCAUGCUCUGCUGUUUGUCGCUCUCAUUCUUCAUAUUCACAGCAAUAUUACACAGCCUUUUAUUGUAUUUGUUGGUAUUUUAUGAAUAAAACAGACUAUGUAAAGGUA
Molecule: messenger RNA, 2569 nt
Organism: Oncorhynchus gorbuscha (pink salmon)
Lineage: Eukaryota; Metazoa; Chordata; Actinopteri; Salmoniformes; Salmonidae
Product: microtubule-associated proteins 1A/1B light chain 3B-like
Exons: 5
Coding region: 431-787 (118 amino acids)
Biological process (GO): cellular response to nitrogen starvation; macroautophagy; autophagy of mitochondrion
Cellular component (GO): autophagosome; autophagosome membrane; cytosol
Molecular function (GO): ubiquitin protein ligase binding
Source: RefSeq, a predicted model, not a curated record